AUGGCCUCAGGCACAAGAUCCCAGACCACGGACACUUCCACCUCCCCAACCCACCACGGCGAAGGCGCCUCCGUCCUCUUCGUCUGCCUAGGCAACAUCUGCCGCUCCCCCAUGGCCGAAGGCGUCUUCCGCCACCUCACCCGCUUCAACACCCCGCACCAACACCCCGCCAUCGCGCGCAUCGACUCCUGCGGCACUGGCGCCUACCACGCCGGCAGCCAGCCCGACCCGCGCACCAUCCUAGUGCUCGCCGACAAAGGGGGCAUAACCGAUUACCGGCACAAGGCGCGUAGGAUCAAAGUGCCGACGGAUUUCGAGGAGUUCGAUUACAUCCUUGCCAUGGACGAGAGCAAUUACGUGGAUUUGUUGGAGAUGGGCCGCAGGGCUGUGAGGAAGGGGGUGUUGAGCGAGGCGCUGUUGAAGAAGGUGCGGCUGUAUGGGAGUUUUGGGGGCAGGGCGGUCGAUGAGGUUGUGGAGGAUCCGUGGUAUGAUGAUGGGAGGGAUGGGUUUGAGGUGGCCUUUGAGCAGGUCGAGAGGUUUGGGAAGGGGCUGUUGAAGCGUAUUGAGACGGAUGCGAAGAGGAGCAUUGAUUGA
Messenger RNA from Neohortaea acidophila, 594 nucleotides. Its product is annotated as tyrosine protein phosphatase 1. NCBI's taxonomy places the organism in Eukaryota, Fungi, Ascomycota, Dothideomycetes, Mycosphaerellales, Teratosphaeriaceae. Gene Ontology annotation, molecular function: protein tyrosine phosphatase activity. Bases 1 to 594 code for a protein of 197 amino acids. The record is from RefSeq and is a predicted model, not a curated record. The transcript has a single exon. Gene Ontology annotation, biological process: protein dephosphorylation.